GCGGGUGACGUCACUUCCGGGUCGCGGCGGCCGCGCUGCCCCAUGGCGGCGGCGGCGGCGGGGGGUGGCGGUUCGGCGGCGUUGGGCGACGGCGGCGCCAUCGACUACUCGGUGCACGAGGCGUGGAACGAGGCCACCAACGUAUACCUGCUGGUGGUGCUGGCCAGCCUGGCGCUGCUGGUCUACACGCGCCGGAACAAGAGGAGGAUCCUGCGCAUCUUCGCGCUGCCGCCCGCUGCCGCUGGGCUUCCCCCGCCGCACACCGACUUCUACAGCGGCCUGAAGAAGAUCCGCCUGCGGCAGCAGCUGGAGAUGUACUCCAUCGGUGUCAUGAUGAGGAGCUUCUCAGAAACAGAAGUGGAUGAUGAGUGGAGAUGAAGAAAUCAUACAUUUAAGAAGUUGGCUCAAGUUUCCGUUACAGGCAUGGAAAGUUUCUGAGACCAAGCCAUGCGAGAAGAACAUGAGUAAAGAAGAGGGAGAUGUAGACCCAGACUUUCUAGAAGGGAUUGCAGGAUUUGAGAGGACGCUGCGCAAACGUCACGUAGUUUGCUUGCUUAUUCAUUUACCUGCACCCCUGGAUUGUAACUUUGUUUGCAUAUCUGCUUGGAAGUUGAAAAAUCCCCUCACAUCUGUGUCUUUAAUAUAAUCAUGGCUUCAAACUUGUUUUAGGAAGAGCAGAAUAUUGCUGUAGUUUUUGUUUGUGGAUUAGAUAGUUGCUGCUUUGUACUUGAAAUCAAUUUUGUUUUCUUGUAGAAACCAACACUGAAUAUGGAAAAGAUCAGACUAUGACCGUUAUGAAACAGGCAAUGAGGGAGUUUGCUUGCGUUUGAGCAACAGCCUUUGCAUAAAAAGUGUGACAGGUGCACAGGUUAAGAAAAAAAAAAAGACAGUGCUAGCCCUCUCAUUUGAGUAACCUUAUGAUGUAUUGUUCUUUUGCUGUCCUUAGACAGAUGUUAGAAUCAAAUAUUAAUCCGUUCAAUCCUUUUUAUUUGACUGCUGGUCACAAAAAUAUUCCAAAUAGGUAAGAUUUCUUGGCAGGGCUGUGGGGUUUGAAGUGUAGAUAGUAUUGAGUUAGGGGGGAGCUUUACAGAAAGGUAGUUUUUUGAACACCUUGGCUGUUACAUGAAGUAUCUCCAAGGAAAUGCUAGCCAGCAGUCCAUCAAGUUACAAUGCUGUGAACAGGCUUGUAGUAAGUCUCUGCUACAGAGUUACUAAGACUUUGACAUAAGUGUAUUUAAAAUAUUAAAAUGAAAUUUAAUUUCUUGUAUUGGACAGUGUUGCUGGUAGAGGCAAAGAGCAUCUUUAUUUUUCUUAUGGACUCUCAUCUGGUGUUUUAUCCUUAAUAAAAGGCUGUGGUUAUUUUUGCAUACUGACUGAAUAUUUGGCCUUUAAAAAUAUAUAAUUAGAUGGAAGGGUAAAAGCAGUUGUUAAAGGAUUGUUUUUCUAAUGAAAAUAGUUUGAAAUCAUGUAAUUUUAGUUUCUUCCAAAUAGAUAUGAUUAGUGUGUUGGGAAUACUUCUACAGUUGAUAUAAAGGGAACAGUUGAGAGAUGGUGGCUGAGUAUGUGUCCAGAUAUUUUUGUAGCUAACAGUGAUAUUUUUUCAGUCUCCUUACUUAGAUACUUCCAUAUACUUGAAGAGCUAAAUUACAAUUGGAUACAAAAACUAUUUGCACUUAGUAGUAUUUAUAUUUUAAAAUACAUAUUACUGUACUAACUGAUAAGUAAAUCACAAUGAGUGUGAGAAAAUCCUGUCCUAUGUUAUUACCUUGAUAGAAAUUUGAAUAUGGGAUAGUAUUGUCUGUAUCAUAAAAAUGUUUUCAUGGAUUUUUAGCUGCUAAAAGUUAAAUCAAUAAACUUUAGUUUCUGUUGUUGACUGGAACAAGUAAAUCUG
Molecule: messenger RNA, 1891 nt
Organism: Cuculus canorus (common cuckoo)
Lineage: Eukaryota; Metazoa; Chordata; Aves; Cuculiformes; Cuculidae
Gene: SMIM19
Product: small integral membrane protein 19
Exons: 3
Coding region: 43-378 (111 amino acids)
Source: RefSeq, a predicted model, not a curated record